AUGGUGGACUCAGAAGAAGAACUUACUCUUUCUGCCCAUGCUUUGGCAGCAUUAGCGGAAUUUGAAAGCGAAGAAACUGAGCGUCUAGAACGCUUCAAAGCUCUUAGUGAAGAAGCAGACGCAGAUUUCACCAAAAGAUCACAUUUGUCGAUUGAUGAUUUCAAGGAAGACUGGCAGCUAUCACAAUUUUGGUACAGCGAUGCCACAGCUAAUACGCUUGCUGACGAGCUGCUUGAUGGAGCUGACAACGAAACGAUAAUAUGCAUUGCUAGCGCUCCUUCUGUAUAUGCAGCUAUCAGGGCUCGCGAACCCAGUGAGCUCCCAACAAAAAACAUCUAUUUGCUGGAGUUUGAUCGACGUUUCGAAAUCCUUUCAGGAUCUAAAUACUUCGGAUUCUUUGAUUACAAUCAACCUCUGAAUGUUCCUGAACACCUAAAAGGUAGAUGUCACCGUCUUUUAAUUGAUCCACCAUUCUUAGAAAUUGACUGUCAAAGGAAAUCUGCACUUGCAGCGAAAACAUUAUUACACCCGGACAAAGACCAAAAAUCGAAGGAGAAUGAACCGAGAUAUAAACUUAUCACUUGUACAGGUGAACGAAUGGCUGAUGUGGUUACGUCCUACUACCCAGAUGUACACGUGACCACUUUCUACCCAGAACACAAAAACGGAUUGAGUAAUGAGUUCAGAUGUUAUGCUUCAUUUGAGGGUAAAUCAUGGAAAUUCGCAUAG
Ogataea parapolymorpha DL-1 is the source of this 729-nucleotide messenger RNA. RefSeq names its product N(6)-adenine-specific DNA methyltransferase-like 1. The transcript is spliced from 2 exons. Lineage: Eukaryota; Fungi; Ascomycota; Pichiomycetes; Pichiales; Pichiaceae. The coding region runs from base 1 to 729 and encodes 242 amino acids. The record is from RefSeq and is a predicted model, not a curated record. Gene Ontology annotation, molecular function: protein-lysine N-methyltransferase activity.